Staurois parvus is the source of this 409-nucleotide messenger RNA. Lineage: Eukaryota; Metazoa; Chordata; Amphibia; Anura; Ranidae. The record is from the annotation of a GenBank genome assembly.
CGUGCGGCGAUCGGCGGUGCGCUGUGUCCCUUGGACACAGCGGAUCACGGAAAGAGCCGAAGAUGUCGGCUUGGUUAUGUGAUCAACUGUGUCCAAUCACAGCUGAUCAAAUGGGACAUGUACACUGAUUAUCAGGGCACUGAUGAUCCGUGUGCCCUGAUGAUCAGUGUAGCCCCAGCAGUGCCACCUUGUCAGUGUCCAUCAGUGCCUUGUGUCAGUGCUCAUCAGUGCCACAUCAAUGCCACAUAUCGGUGCCUACCAGUGCACAUCAAUGCCACAUAUCAGUUCCCAUCUGAGCUGCCUUUCAGUGCCACCUAUCAGUGCCAGUCAGUGCCACAUAUCAGUGCCACGUAUCAGUGAUGCCUGUCAAUGCCCAUCAGUGCCACCUACCAGUGCCUCCUCAUCAGUG